Messenger RNA from Tigriopus californicus, 1509 nucleotides. RefSeq names its product transforming acidic coiled-coil-containing protein 3-like. Gene Ontology annotation, cellular component: cytoplasm. Lineage: Eukaryota; Metazoa; Arthropoda; Copepoda; Harpacticoida; Harpacticidae. The transcript has a single exon. Bases 184 to 1449 code for a protein of 421 amino acids. Gene Ontology annotation, biological process: mitotic spindle organization; cell population proliferation; cerebral cortex development. The record is from RefSeq and is a predicted model, not a curated record.
GGUCUCCCCAUUUCAGCUGUCAACAUUUCAGGUCGCAAUUUGAAUCGUUUCCAAGUUGGCUUUCGAAUCGUCAGUACGUGGAUCGGCCAAGAUACCCACCCCAACCCGAGGCCAGUCCAGUGAAUCAUUGAUUGAGUGUCGUCGGGGUGUUCAUCUCAGUGCUGUUCCCGAACGGGACGCAAUAUGAACGCGGUCGAUCCCGUGGGCGGUGGGGGCCUCGAGGGGUCGUCGGGCCCACCCCAAAGUGUUUCGCCCACCAUGACCAACGAAUCGGAUUCGGGCUACAGUCGCACCAGUGGAUCCCCCAGCAAAUCUGAGGCCCUCGAUGCCGGUGAUACCGAGGCUGGUCCGGAUAUCGCCGAAGAGGAGGAGUUCCGCUCGGCCACCGAGGUCUUUAAAGACCCCAAUGCCUUUGAAUUCUUGAGUCAACACGGUGGAGGCGGGACUGGCGGCGGGAUGGGCGGAGGCCAUGCUGGUCUGAGUCAACUGGCCCGGGAGUCGCUCUAUGUCAAGUUUGAUCCGUUGGUGGGCGGACGACCCUCGGUCAUGGGCUUAAUCAACGCCGGUCAGGAUCGGGACCGGGCUGCCACGCCCACGUCGGAAACCCGGCCGGAUUCCCAAGCGCCCACGCCCACCAGUCCCAACGCAUCGUCUGCGGAUCGAGAUCUGAUUGCCAUGAACUCGCCCUCCCCCCAAAAGUCCAGCGGCGACUCGUCCACGCCCCGUUCAUUUCCAUCUCAUGCCGAGGGCGGGGGUGGUCCGCGCUCGAACCGCGCCCAGGGCUCUGUGGGGGCGUCGCCUCAUCAACUUGAGUUCCAGGAGCAAUUGCUCCGGAAAGAGUCACAGAUCGCCGAGCUGGAACAGAUCAUCCAGGAGAGUCUGAGCACCAUUGAGGCCUUGAAAAUCGAAGUCAAACGGCGCAAAGAGUCUGAAGACCAAAUGAAACAAGUCCUCAAGGAAUACGAAAAGACCAUCUCGGAGUUGAUCGCCCAAAAAGAGAAGGAAAAGGAGCAAUUCCAGACCGAACGACAAACUAUGAUGAGCGAGCGCGAUCAAGCCGUGAUGGACCUCCAGAAUGUGGAGAGUGCUUUUAGUGAUGUUCAUCGGAAAUAUGAACGGACGAAGCAAGUCGUGGAAGGCUUCCGGCAAAACGAAGAAACCCUCAAAACCUGCGUAGAUGACUAUCAACAGAAACUGCGUAAGCAAGACCAAAAGUAUGAGUUGCUCAAGAAUCACGCCGAGGAUACUUUGGACAAAGCCAACAAAGAGAUCGAAAACAUUGCACGCCAGCAAGAGGCCGAGAUGGCCAGGUUAUCCGCCAUGCUGAAGAAGACCGAGAUGAAAGCCUCGAGUCUAGAAAAAACCGUGGAGCAAAAGACGCGAGAAAAUGAGGAACUCACUUCAAUAUGUGAUGAACUCAUAUCAAAAGUGGGCCACGGACCCUCUUGAGGCGAUAAAUCUGUGGAACUGUUAUAUUGCAUUUGCCAGAAUUUACUUUUCUAUCUAACC